CUUCAUCGCUCCCCCCGGUGCAUUGUGGGAUAGUGGCGGCCCGGCCCGGCAGCGCCCCCUCCUCCCUCCCCCUCCCCAGCUCCUUCUCCAUCCCCAGGUCCAAGAUGGCGGCGGCGGCGGCUCCUCCGGCCCCAUCCCCGCCGCCCCCUGCGCCGGCGGGCCCGCGCUGCCCGGGCUCCUGGCCCAACUUCGCCGUUGUCUGCUCCUUCCUCGAGCGCUACGGGGCCCUGCUGGACCUGCCCGAGCUGCCCUUCCCCGAGCUGGAGCGCGUCUUGCAACCACCGCAGGAGCCCGGAGACCAGGUACCAAAAGAAUUGGUGGAGCUUCACUUGAAACUGAUGAGAAAGAUUGGGAAGUCUGUCACAGCAGACAGAUGGGAAAAAUACUUGAUCAAGAUAUGUCAAGAAUUCAACAGCACUUGGGCUUGGGAGAUGGAAAAAAAAGGAUACCUAGAAAUGAGUGUUGAAUGCAAACUGGGGAUUCUGAAGUAUCUCUGUGAAUGUCAAUUUGAUGACAAUCUAAAGUUUAAGAAUAUCAUUAACGAGGAGGAUGCUGAUGCCAUGCGUCUGCAGCCCAUUGGUCGGGACAAAGAUGGCCUCAUGUAUUGGUAUCAGCUGGAUCAAGAGCAUAAUGUCAGGAUGUACAUAGAAGAACAGGAUGACCAGGAUGGAUCCACAUGGAAGUGCAUUGUUAGUGUGUUUUUCUCCUCUAGAAACCGCAAUGAGCUUGCUGAGACCCUUGAGCUCUUGAAAGCACAAAUUGAUCCUGCUCUGUUGAAAAACAACAAUUCUCAGCAGGAGAAUUCAUCACGUGAAAGUCCAAGCAUAGAAGAUGAAGACACCAAAAAGGGUGAAGAAGACACCAAAAAGGGUGAAGAAGACACCAAAAAGGGUGAAGAAGACACCAAAAAGGGUGAAGAAGACACCAAAAAGGGUGAAGAAGCUGCACAAGAAAAUCAAUUGAAAAUCAAAGAAGAAAAAGAAGAGGUAGAGGAACAGUCAGUGGAAUCAGAAAGCCUUCCUCCUCCUGUGGUCAAAGAAGAUGAAAAUGCACUAAAAAUUGAGAAAGUGGAAGAAAAAGAAAUUAUAAAAUUGCCAGUGAUAGUGAAAUUAGAGAAACCUUCAGAACACAAUGAAGAAAAGCAAACUGUCAAGGAAGAAAAUGACUCCUUUAAGGAAAAUGUCAAGCCUGUUAAAGUAGAGGUGAAGGAAAACAAAACAGAACCCAAAGACCUAAAAGAAGUAAAAAGCUGUGUAGACAAAAUAGUUCAUGAGCCAGAGAGGCUAGAAUUUUGUGUUAAUGUCAAAACUCCACAAGAAAUUGUGGAGAAAUCUGUGGAAGAAAGUGAAAAACUUAAAAAUGACCAGCAGGCAAAAAUACCACUUAAAAAGCGAGAGAUCAAACUGACAGAUGACUAUGAUAGUCCAAUAAAAGGGCCCAUGUGUAAAUGUGUUACUCCAACAAAGGAUGUCUUGAAGGAAGAAGGGAAACCAGAAGAAGAAGCUUUUAAGAGAGUCCCUACCAUUACUGCUCUAUGUCCUGAUGGGAAAGUUCUAGUAAAUGGAGAGGUUAGCUGUGAAAAAGUAACCCCAAGUGUCAUACAAAAUAGUAAGUCAGAACACUCUGCUGGUGCUAUGGAAGACAGCCCCUCAUUAAAAGAGAAAAAUGGAAAAAGUGGGGAAAAAGUAUCAGACUCCCUAAAUUCUGUUAGUAAAAUUAUAAAAACAUGUGAGAUUGAGAAAAAUGCAGUAACUGUCCUGAAAGAGAUCGGGACUGUGGUCUCUGAGGUUUCUAAUCAGAAAGUGCCUUCAAAGGAGGAAUCUAGUCCUGUGGAAAAAGAGUCUCUUGACAGCACAACUACUGAGACAGUAGCAGAAGAGUCUUCAAAACCUGAAGACUGUGCCAAAACAACUGCAGAGAAUCAAGCCACUGAUCUCAAAAACGACAACCUGCCACCACCCAAAGAAUGUUCAGAGAAGCUAGAGAUGUCCCCAAAUUCAUCUGUUCCUGCAGAACUGCCUGAGCCUGCAGUGGCUGAGGAAGAGACUUUGAAAAGUAAAGAUGAGCCUGAGGAGAAAAACGACUUUCCAGAAGCUGCUGAGAUACCUCCUGCAUCCACUUCACCUGUUACAGUAGAGAAACCUGUUUCGGAAAAGGAGGACUCCGAUAGUAAAAUGGCUCUACCUGAGGAGAGCAAAGUAGAAGAAAAAUCCAGCCCUGAAAAACAAAAGGAAGAACCAGAAGCUGCCAAAACAGAGCCAGAUAGAUUAGAUGAUGCCCAUGCAUCGAAUCCAGAGGACUCCUCAGAGAGUAAAAAGGAAUCUCCAGUACCUAAAAGCAAAUUUAAAUACAAGCUGGUUUCUGAAGAAGAAACCUGUGCAACAGAGAAUAAAGAAAUAACUUCUGAAAGACAAAAAGAAGGAAUUAAAUUAACAAUCAGGAUCUCUAGUCGGAAGAGAAAGACAGAAACACCGCCAGAAGAGGUCAGCAUUGGCCGUACAUUAAGGCGGUCACCAAGAAUAUCCAAGCCUACUCCGAAAGUUGUGGAGACUCGGGAUCAGAAGCCUGAGAAGAAGCGACCUGAAGAGGAAGAGGAGAAACCUGCAGCACAAAAACCAGAACGAAAAGAAGAUGCAAAAAAGCAGGAGAAGGAGACAAAUUCUAAAGUUAACAAGAGAAGCAAAGUUCGGUGGACGGGUACACGGACGCGUGGCAGGUGGAAAUACUCAAGUAAUGAAGAGACUGAGGACUCUGAGAGUGAAAAAAACUCUGAGGAGGAGGAAGAAGAGGAGGAAGAGGAAGAAGAAGAAGCUCCACCUGCUGAUGACGAUGAGCCCUGCAAGAAGUGUGGCCUUCCCAAUCAUCCUGAGCUGAUUUUGUUGUGUGACUCUUGUGACAGUGGCUACCACACAGCCUGCCUUCGCCCUCCACUGAUGAUCAUCCCUGAUGGAGAGUGGUUCUGCCCGCCUUGCCAGCAUAAAUUACUCUGUGAGAAAUUAGAGGAACAAUUACAAGAUCUGGAUGUUGUCUUAAAAAAGAAGGAGCGUGCAGAACGCAGAAAAGAGCGAUUGGUGUACGUGGGUAUCAGUAUUGAGAACAUCAUUCCACCUCAGGAGCCGGAAAUACCUGAAGGUCAGGAAGAAAAGAAGAAAGAUUCCAAAAAGCCUAAAUCGAAACUUGAAAGGAGAUCUACUAGAACCCGAAAAUGCAUAAGCUACAGGUUUGAUGAAUUUGAUGAGGCAAUUGAUGAGGCAAUUGAAGAUGAUAUCAAGGAGGCUGAUGGAGGAGGCAUUGGCAGAGGCAAAGACAUGUCAAAUAUCACAGGUCACCGUGGAAAAGACAUUUCUACAAUCCUAGAGGAGGAAAGGAAGGAAAACAAGCGACCACAAAGAGCUGCUGCAGCACGACGCAAGAAACGACGGCGACUAAAUGACUUGGAUAGUGACAGUAACAUGGAUGAAGAAGAGAGUGAGGAUGAAUUCAAGAUCAGUGAUGGAUCUCAGGAUGAGUUUGUUAUAUCAGAGGAAAAUCUGGAUGAAAGUGAAGAUGACCCACCAUCAAACGAGGACAGUGACUCUGAGUUCUGCGCCCGCAUCUCCAGGCGACACCUCUCCAGGCCCAUGAGGCAAAGCCGGCGGUUACGAAGGAAAACAGUCAAGAAAAAAUACUCUGAAGAUGAUGAAGACGAAGAGUCUGAGGAAAAUUCAAGCAGAGAGUCUGAGAGUGGUGAUUACACAGAUUACAGUGACGAUGAUUACCUGGAAACUAGGAGGAGAAGAUCAAGACGGAAUCAGAAGAGACAAGUUAAUUAUAAGGAAGAUUCAGAAAGUGAAGGCUCACAGAAAAGUGUCCGAUAUGGGAAGGAGUUGAGAAGAGUUCAUAAACGCAGGCUCUCCACUUCAGAUAGUGAAGAGAGCUACGCAUCUAAGAACUCUGAAGAUGAUGAAUCCACAAAGGAGUCAAAGCGAUUGAUUCGAAAACGUCGGCGAAGUACAGAUGACUAUUCUGAGGAAGAAGGAGAGGAUGAGGAGGAAGAAGGGAAGCCUGUCCGCAAACGCCUGAAUCGAAUUGAGACCGACGAGGAAGAUGCGUGUGAAAAUGCGAACAACGAUGCAGAAACCCCCGCUCCUGCAGAUAAGCUGCCAGCAGCACAAGCCCCCCAAGAAAACCCCAAGAAGCACUGCUACCGGAUAGAGAGUGAUGAUGAAGAUGACUUUGAUAAUGUAGGGAAAGUAGAAAGCCCUUUGGACUACAGCCUGGUGGACUUGCCUUCCACCAAUGGACAGAGCCCAGGGAAAACCAUUGAGAACUUGAUUGGCAAGCCAAGCGAGAAGACCCAGGCCCCCAAGGACAGCACAGCCAGCGCCAGCCUGGCACCCAAUGGGACAGGGAGCGGGCAGGAAGCGGUAGGGCCAGAGGAAGAUGAAGAUGAACUUUUGAGAGUGACUGACCUUGUUGAUUACGUCUGUAACAGUGAACAGUUAUAAGACUUCCAUUUUUGUGCUAAUUUAUUCCACGGUAGCUCAUACCAGCGGGCCAGUUAUUAAAAGCUGUUUUAUUUUUCCUAGAAAUUUCUCCACUACAGUAUCACUUUCUAGAAGCAAGAAUUUCACCAGUCCUGCAGUCUUUCUGUGAAGUGACCAGUUUUGAACUUUGAAGAUGAAUUGCUGUAAAUUCCCUCUCUUACCCCCCUUCUCCUUCCAAGUCCAUGGUCCUGGGUAAUUUCACUCACAAAAACCUUAUAACAACAAGAGAUUUGUAUAUUUUUGACUUUAUAUUUCCUGAGUGCAUACAAAUUUGUGGAAAUGGGUGGCCUAAGAAAGCAUUCCAAAUCAGUCAGGGCCCAAACCGGAACUGGGGUGGGUUUGGCUCAAGGGGUGGGGGGACGGGAGGGGGGUGGUGCAGAAGCACUUGUGCUUUAGCUUUUUCAUAUGAGAUAUAUAUUAUAUUUAAAUGUUCACAACUUAGAUUACAACUUAACAGACAGUUGAAAGCAAAAUUAAUGUCUGUACUGUCGCAUUUUGUGAGUUGUAGGUUAACAUACCAUAGCUCAUUUUAGUAAUCACCUUCAUGGAAGCAGUUUGAUUUUAAUACUGGAGGCAAACAGAAUUAUUAGAGGCCAAGAAGGUACCAUAAACAAGAACUCUGCUAUUCAUUAUGACUUGCAGACUUUCCUAAUAAACAUCCUUUAAAGUGUUUGUACAGUGAAGUGUACUGUAAUGAAGUUUUUGACAGUCAAAACAUUCUAGCCAUGAAUUUCUAAAGUUAUCUCAUGCACAGUUCAUCAGAUGGCCUUCAAUGCACAGUGUCUAGUGGGAGGACAUAUUGAUGUCAAGUAAGUCUGUAAGCUGGAUGUCAAGUAAGUCUGUAAGCACUGCGAACUUUUACAGACAAAAGAACCCUGCGGUCGCUGCCCGGCCACGUGAAUUUCAUCACCAGUCGGAGUACUCUGAACAAAAUGUGUUUGUACAAACGGCAUUGACCACAGAAUGACAGUGCAUAAGAGGAUGGAGGGAUUUUCAAAUAAAUCAUGACUGGUCCAUUCAUGCCCUUAAUAUCUACUUCAAAUUGAAGUAAACAAAUGGAACAGUUUUCCUUUUGGAGGUUUCCUGUUUGGGAUUUGUGUGUGGUUUUGUUUUGGUUUUACUUAUCUGCCUGGAUGUAUCAGCAGGUUUUGAAUGUAGUUGUUGGCCUUUGGCCAUUAGAAUUUUCUUAAAAAUACAGUUUAAUAACUGUCAUGUGACCAACUGAUUUCAAGAAGGCAGAGUUUCUGAGAGAAAACGCUUGACUCCAAGACAUCUCAUCAACUUUUGAGCAGGAAUGAAAUGAUAUGAAGCUUUUAUUCAAGGGGGAAAAAAAAGACAAUGGAGGAAUAAAAACCCCACCAAAUCAACAUGGGGCACAUCAAGAGCAUUCCGUUUUCUCUUUGCUCUGAUUAAGAUGCAGGCUGUAGCAUUUGUACAUGUUGUAGGACACAGACAGUUCAAACAGAUCUGCCAAACAUUGAAAUCCUAAAAGGUCACAGCUAUUAAUCCUUUUGCUCUGAGAUUUGGAUUUUUGACUGGUGUUUAUGUCCAUUGCCGGCAAUGGAUGCACCAAAACUGCUGCUGCCACUGAGGAGUGAGUUCUCCUUUCUUGCCCCACCUGAUUCCCUUCCAUUACAUUGUAUUUACUAGUCAGUCAUUAAGCACUUCUGUUUUCUUGCAAUAAAACCAGCAUUAGGCCUUUACUAAAUACCACUCUAGAAAACCUAGAUCCAAAAUUUACUUACCUUCUGGCCUUCUAAAGUCUUGGUUUUAUUUCCCCACCUCUUCUUCCACAAGGUCAGUCAGAACCACUCCGUGACUCUUACUUGUUUGGGUUCCAGCAGUGCACCUAUCAUGCUAUAAAACUAGGAUCAGAAAGAUGCAAAAAGAUGGAACUUGCUCAUUAUCUGAUGUGCUAAGCAAGCUUGUGAUUAAAAACAAAGAGAAAUCACUCUCUACAUGGCAGUUUGAUUUCAUCAAAGAUUAAACGUUUUCCUACCUUACUGAUGUUAACAAUUAACAGUUAAAUGAUUAAAAGGGGGUAGUGAAGAGCCACAGAACCUUAAAAUGAGUUCUUAAAAGCAUAUGUAGCGUUGUAAGCUACUCUAGUGCUUUUCUUCGCCUAGGUGAUGUGUAAAUGUAGUGCUUCUAAAUUCUAAUAUACUUGUGUGUUAGAAGAAGAACAUAAGGCUUCCAUGUGUCCAUGGUAGUAUCUGUUGAGCAUUUUUAAUACUUGCAGUGCAAACUGGUUCACAUCCAUCAAUUUUGUGUAAUCAAUGAUUCCUCAUUUGUUUUGGCAGUGCCAUAUUUUCUUUUGCUGUCUGAUGGAACCUUUUAGUAUCUGAUCAAACAUUCUUGCUUGUAGAGUCAACUACAAAAGCUAAAUACUUAGUGGGAAUGUACUUGUGUAUGUAAGAAAUUAAAAAAGUUGCAAUUCUGGAUAUACCAAUCAUGAAAAAAAUUGAGUACUGAGUUAGAGCAAUGUAAAAGCAGGAAAGACUGGGAAGCAAAAUAGGAGCAUUGAAGCUUGCAUCAGAAGUGUCAUGUUUCAAAAAUGGCCAGUUGUUACCAAAUUGUACUUUCUAUAAGUCUCUUCUUAAAAGCAACUUUUCUGUCUUCUAAGAAGUCACCCUUGGUAUCUGAUAUGUCUUCAUCCCACAGGAUCUAGAGUUCUUCCUUAGAUCAGUGGGAAUGGUGUGCAAGAAAAAACUGCAAAAAAUUAUCUGAAAAGUAAUACCAUUUUAAAACUUGGUAUUUAUGUCAUUUUUAAGGCUUUCUGCUUGGUGGAAAACAUACCAUCUCCUAUUUGGGAAGAUGACGUUUUUUGACAAGAGGCCAGCUAUCACACAGGGCUCAUGCUGUUACAAUAUGUCUAUGUAAUUCCAGAGUGAAAAUGUCUUCCUGGUGUCCUUACAGUCUUGUGCCCUUCUGUGCUCCGUGUGAGAUCAGAAGUUAGGUGUCUUUGAAUAGUGAUCUUCAGGUGUAGCUUUGGGCUUAAAGCUCAAACCAUAUGGGAAAUGGGAAACAGACCUGGGAUUGAUUUUAAUGAGAACAAGCUACUGGCUGAGCAUGCAGAGCAUUUAUUCAGCAAACUUGUUUAUUCCACAAUGAUUGUCACUAAAAGCUUUGUCUUUUUUUUACCUGCAAGCUCUUCUGUAUAUAUAUUGGGAAGAAAGCUGAUUUCUGUACGUAGUCUAAGUAGCACUGCUGGGAAGAAGAAUAUAUAAAUCAAGUGGAGGAAUGGAUGUUCUUUGUGCCACCAAGAUAAAUGCUGGCUGUUUGCUUCCCUGUGUGGGCCUUCUGUGACUCGGCGACAAAAAAACACACAAGCAGGGCCACUCUGCAGUAAUGAAUGGGGUGUGUUAAUCUGAGCAGAAAGGGGAUAGAAUUAACUGGGUUGGUUUCACCACAGUCUCUGUCUUCUGUUUGUUGAGUCUGAUAAACGUGAGCAUAUUCUUGAUAUAAGAUAGAAAAUGACAUCGCAUUUAACAACCCUUCAUUAGUAAGGUCAGUGCUGAACAAUCAACGUUUUGAUACUUUCAUUUUGUACAUGCUGAAUUGCAUUAUAAAAUCACUUCAUCUUCCUGAUUAUUUUUUAGAAUGAAAAGAUUGUUCUGGUCUAGCAGCAUUUAGGAGAAACAACAGACUCUUUUUUCGAAAAAGCUCAUUUUUGAAGUGUCACCUUCAAGAUUUUGUUGUAUUAAGUGUCUCGGUUACUCUCCAUAUUAUGGGAGCCAAUUACUUAGUUGGACUUUUCUGUUCACUUCUGUUUUCUAAUUGCUGUGUCUGAACUCUUGAUGAGAGACCUUAAAUUGAGAAGCUCGAGGAGCAAAAGAUGUAUGUUCACAAAAGAAAAAUUGUAUGGUAGUGGUACAUUUGCUCUGAUUUCUUUUCACAUCUAUUAUUUGAACUACACUGGUAUCCAGAUGCUACGACUGUUUAAUAAUUUUAAUCCUUCAUUGUCAGGGGGUCCAUUUUAUACCUCUGUUUUCAGGUGCUUAGGACAUGGUUUUCAGUUUUCUUCAGUAGGAAGCUCUAGUCUAAACCUUCAAAUAAUGAUUUCAAAUCACAUGUUUUUACAAACUUCCUUUAUGAAAAGUAAACAAGGAAUUUUUAUGGCCUCUGUUUUUUUAAAUUCACUUUGCACACAAUGAUUUAAAUAAAUCAUGGCAGUAAUGCUUGCCCCCAGAACUGGUCUGACAAAGAGAAUUGUAUCACCUAAUUCAAAAAAGCUUAAUAUAGACUUUGAAAAUUGGGUUUGAUACAUGUGCAGUGACUACUGUUCACAGACUUGUAAUGUGGUUCUGAUGUGCAGUGUGUACCCUACUAGGUAUGUAUUUGCAUUUGAUGUAUGCUUCUGAUUUGGUGGGUAGAUAAAAUAAAUAUAUAUAAAUAUAUGUAGAAGAUCAAGAAUCUUCAAACAAAACAGUAACUUUGGGAAAAAAAUUGCAUUGAAUAUGGUAUGGGAAUCUCUCGAAAUAAGGCAGCAGAAUUUUUCAAGUCCUUAAGUACUUUUAAAGCUUCCAUAGAAGUGUUUAGGAUAUUGUCUAAGUAACAAUUUAUAGGAUCAAGAUCACAUUUUCUGGUAGUCUCUUCUGCCUCCCCUUCCCUACAGCAUAGGGACUGUAUCUCACUUAAAAUUUUGGAAGGCAGAAAGUUAAAAAAAAUCCAGCAGAAAUGAUCCUUUUUUUUGUUUGUUUGUUUUGUUGGUUUUUUUUUUUUUAAUGUAGAGCUUCUGGAGGAAAGAAUAAAACACUCUAAAGUAGAUGAGUUUUUAUAGUUGGAGCUGUGGUGUAAAGUGUUCCUAUUCAACUGCAAUUGAAAGCAAGUCUUACAACUUGGGUUUUUGACUAUCAUCUUGUAAAUGCUGGUGCCCCACACCUGAGCUGAGGAGCAGGAGAGGGGACAGCAUUGCAGUUAGAGGGGCACACGUGCCUAACAGUAGAUCUGCUGUUGCUCCAUACAACCCCAAAGGUUGCUGAGGAGAGCUGAGCGACGGCGCGGCUCCGUUUGUUCGGCUGGUUUACUUUGUGCACUUUGCAGCACUUUGUGUAUAGUCAGUCUCACUGGUUCCCCAGGUGCAGACAGAGUCACUCACUCCUGCUGUUUGGAUGCUUGUUCCAGUAACAGGGGGAGAUGGGGAAUGGAUGGAGGGCAGUGGAAUGGAAUAGUGUGUAUGCAAACUCAUGCCAUUUGCAAUACAGGUCUUGGACAGGCCUAGAAACUACUUGUUACUUGUUCUUUAAAGGGUGGAUUUCCAAAGGAAGGUCUCCAUUUAGGAGAAUCAUCCCGAUACCCUCCUUUUCUCAUCCUGAAUUUCGAAGUAACUGGAAAAUGUGCUUGAUGUCUCCUUCCUUGAGGGAAUAAAUAAUGUCCCUCCAUCUGUGCAAUGUGGACGUAGAAAAAAUUGGGAUCAGUCUGUAGAAUAUUAUGACAAUGUUUGUCUCCAGGGAUGACAGUCAGAGUCCACACAAUUUGCAUUCUUUUUUGUUCCUCUUACUGUAUCCUACACAGCUGAACUUGGAUCAGUCUGUCAGAACUGAAGUGGUUCUACAGGGAUAAAGUCCUUCUACAAAAACAUAUGAUAGACCUAGUAACCAGUGCACUGUUUGUUAGUUAGAACAGAUAAAAGUCCGUAAUAGAUACUAAUCUACCACUCAAGGUGUAGUGGUAGAAAAGGAAGUCAAAAUCAUAAAGCUGUAAGCCUUGUUUAGUUUUCUAUUUUGUACUCGUUAUAUGGACUCUAAAAUCUUGUACAGUACCUUAUUCCUAUCUUAUAUUCACUCAAAGGAUGCUCCUCCCCCUAACUGCAUUAAACUGUUGUGUUUGCCAGUGCAGUUGCUGGUUCCUGCCUGUGUGUCACAGUUCUCCUGCUGCACCCAGGAGACGAUGGGACUGACCCAAACGCAUAAUGUCACCAUUCCUGGGUGCAGGGUAGUUCUCCCUCAGACACAGAUCCUGUCCAUGAGACAGACAUUGGGGAUUCUCAGUGUCCCAUGUGGAUGCUUACCCUCCAGUAUUCUUUUGAGAACUGAAAUUAAUCUGCCAGAUAGGUCUAAAAUUUAAGAUACACUUACAUGAAAUGCAGUUUUGUCUUGCUCCUGUGUGCUGUUUGUAUGUUUGCAAGGACACCUUGAGUUCCUUAAAAAUGGUUUCCACAGCUGGCCUCAUAUUUUCUUUUCUUUCUCGAAACAAUUAACACAGUAAAGUUGCACAAGUGGAGCUCUUUAUUUGUUGAGUUUAAUCCUUGCAUUUUUUGAGUCCUGAACCUUGUUUUUUUCAGUUUCUCUUCAAUCAUGACUUGCUACAAUAUCAAAGGGAAAGGACCCAGGGGACACACACUGUGUGUGUGGGAAGGGGGGGAGAUACCUUGAAAAAACUGGAAGUGUUAUUGUUGCACAUAAAUUGGGUGGUGCUUUCACUGUCUUUUCCCUCCUACUGGUAAUAUCACGUGCAUGUAAAACAUGCUGCGUUAAAACUUUUUUAAAUGGAAAUCAUGGUGGCAUAGUGCUCAAAGGGUUAACUGCAGUUUAUUAACAGCUAAUGUUUUUAGAUUUGCAGUACACAACUGUUUAAAUACUGUAUUCCUUGUAAAUGAAGUAAGAAAAAAUGUUAAGGCUGGUGCCAAUAUUUUUGUUAAUGAAUUGUUCAGCGUUGUCUCUCACUACAGUCUGGUCAGAACUCUUUGUGUAUAAGCUGGGCCUGAAGCCAUUUUAUAGCUUGUAGGCCUAAUUGUGUAACUUUUCUUUCAUAAUGGUUUUGUUAUAAUAUCUACUGUCAUUUCUUUCAUAUAAAUAUG
Molecule: messenger RNA, 11325 nt
Organism: Poecile atricapillus (Black-capped chickadee)
Lineage: Eukaryota; Metazoa; Chordata; Aves; Passeriformes; Paridae
Gene: RSF1
Product: remodeling and spacing factor 1
Exons: 16
Coding region: 105-4487 (1460 amino acids)
Biological process (GO): regulation of DNA-templated transcription
Cellular component (GO): RSF complex
Source: RefSeq, a predicted model, not a curated record